This is a messenger RNA of Dictyostelium discoideum AX4, 381 nucleotides long. RefSeq lists its product as hypothetical. The transcript has 3 exons. Lineage: Eukaryota; Evosea; Eumycetozoa; Dictyosteliales; Dictyosteliaceae. The record is from RefSeq and is a predicted model, not a curated record. The coding region runs from base 1 to 381 and encodes 126 amino acids.
AUGGCUGCUGAAAUUAAUAUGGUAAUUUUGGCAUGGGACUUAUAUGUUGAAUUCAAUCAAAGUGAUGAAUUUGGUGUAUUAUUUAACGAAGUUACUAUUGAUAAAAAUGAUUUGAAGUACAAAGUAAAUGUUGAAUUUAGAGAGGCGGAGACAAAUGACCUAGUUGAAAAAGCAAUCGAGCACUCUACCACCGAAGUUAGAUCAACACAUGAAGCUGCAACAACUUCCAAUAAUGGUGGAAUCACAACUCAAUCAAACAAAAACAAAACGGGUAAAAAAAGAGCUAAUCAAUUACAAUCUGAUGCUGAUUUUACCAAAAGAUUUUCAAACGAAACUUCAUCUGUUAGUAACAAAAGAGAAAGUAGAAGAGUCAAUAAUUAA